AUGUUCAGGCAGCCGUCCUCGCUACAGCUGGGCCCCUGGAGUCAGAGGGACAGGUUUAGACAAGACCUCACCGCCAGCAGGUCCCCACCAAGCACCCCACCUCACCGCCAGCAGGUCCCCACCAAGCACCCCACCUCACCGCCAGCAGGUCCCCACCAAGCACCCCACCUCACCGCCAGCAGGUCCCCUCCAAGCACCCCACCUCACCGCCAGCAGGUCCCCUCCAAGCACCCCACCUCACCGCCAGCAGGUCCCCACCAAGCACCCCACCUCACCACCAGCAGGUCCCCACCAAGCACCCGAGAGAAGAGCCUUUGA
This is a messenger RNA of Knipowitschia caucasica, 318 nucleotides long. The record is from the annotation of a GenBank genome assembly. NCBI's taxonomy places the organism in Eukaryota, Metazoa, Chordata, Actinopteri, Gobiiformes, Gobiidae.